UUAUAUCACUCAACCUCGCCCAGACUUCCAGGUAGCUCUUCGUCCAUACGUGAAACGCUGCCCUUCUUGAACUGCUUCUCCUCCUUAAUCUUGGCCACACUCCCAGACCCAUCGAGGACCAACAGUGCCCUCCAACUUGCCCUCUAUUAGGUCUACCGCCAAAUCCCAACAGCUCCACCGUUCAAGCCUUACUGUCACGACCAUCUGCGGAUCAUCUAGCCCUCGCUUUGCGGCUUAUCCCCUCCUGGCGCUGCUGUGUGCGCGUAGAAGUGAGUGGACGCCGUGUCCCCUCGCCACUCCACCUUUUGCGUCCCUCGACCAUCACGACCAAGAGUCCCCCGAGAUCAUCAAGGUCUCUUAGCCAAACGUCUCUAUUUCCUGAAACAUGUCCGCUAGUUUCAUGGCUGGGCCCUCGAGCGGCUCUGCAGCAGUCUCACCGACCGGAACGAAACCCCAGAUGAGGAAGAGGACCAAGACUGGCUGCUUGACAUGUCGAAAACGCCGAAUCAAGUGCGGCGAAGAAAGGCCAACGUGUGCCAACUGCAUCAAGUCCAAGCGACAGUGCGAGGGGUACAACCCACCUAUCAAGUGGCAAAAUCAGCAAAACCCUAUGAAUUUCAUGACCCCAAUGCAGUUCCACAGCUCCAUGCUGCCCGGCUCACGGCCAGAAUACGGCCAUACCCAACCCAGCCCUCACUCGCAAGAGUUCCAGCGUCCAGCCACGCAGCAUGAAUACGCAAACGUUGGAACUGCGCCAGUCCGUGCAGUAGAAUAUACGCAACAAACUGUUUCGGGAGUCGCAUCCGUCUAUGCGGACGACUCGAGUUAUUUCCAUCACCAGCCUCUCCACACACCGCAAUCCGACCGUCGCGCCCCUACCAGCGCGGCGGGCUCGUAUCAUGCGUCACAGGCCCCUCCCACGCACGCCCACUUUUCCGUUCACUAUGGCCAGGGUCUGUCAAUGGACUACAGCCCGCAGCAGCCAUUCACCCAGGCAGUUCACCAUCAUCAAGCCCGGGUUUCUCAUCCCUCUCAAAUCGAUCCUAGCCUCACGCCUUCACAACACCAUCCGGGUUCCGCAUACGAUCAUUCACAGCGAAGGGACUAUGGGAGAUACUCGGGGCAGGUACCUUUCCAUGACAGCAAUCCGGGCAGACGCACGCAUGUAGAUUUCAACGGAGGCGGCCAGUAUCCUUAUUACGCUGCCACGGGCGGCACACUUCCCCCUGUUCAGAUACCCCAACCCGAUUCCAACCCUGAUGUAGAGUUUCUGCCUCAGCAUGCCCCAGCUAUCGAACAAACAGACACCGUGGCCCAGCCCCAAGAACAGCUCCAGCCCGAGCUCCACCUUGGCGGUUUGGGUGGCAUCGAUCACGCAAGCCCUACACAGUUACUCGAUGAAGCUGCGGUUGAGUGCGAGGAUGACGAUUACUACGAUGUUCAGUCAGACGAAGAGGUGUUGGAUGAGCCGCAUGACGGGAUGGUAAAGGGAACGCAUCCGGAUUUUAGUCUAAUCCAAAGGAUACACCGCGAAAGCAUCGGUCACUCGGAUAUACGACGCUUCGACUCGUUCAUCUAUGAGGGCAUUCUAACGUCCUAUCGGCCGGAGCAGGUGGCCAGCCCCCUCAAGAACCCCAAGACGGCGAGGGUAUUCAUGCACUUUAUUCAUGUCACUGGCCCGACCUUGUCCAUCUAUGAACGGAACCCGCGCAACCCUGCUCUGCUCUACGGGGGUCAGCUGCCUCCGCCUCCCUCACAGCAGAGUCUGUGGACAUAUACACUGCCGCAGCAAGCGUUGAACAAUCAAGGACUGCUGCACGCCAUGCUUGCAUUGUCGAGCGUGCAUAUCGCGAAGCUUCAAAACGCUUCUGUAACGCCCUCUUGGAAGCACUACGCCUACUCACUCAAGCAGCUAGGCCGCGCGCUCACCGACCCCAACAAGCGCCUUCAAAUACCCACGCUCGCUACGGCACUCUUACUCGCAUACUACGAAGUCAUGACAGCGGAAAUGGUCAAAUGGUCUACCCACUUGGCCGGUGCAACACAGCUCAUCGCCGAGUUGGAUUUUCGGACGCUCACUCAGCACGCGCGGCAGUUCGUCGCCUCUCAGACUGCACAAGCGGAGAAGGCUCUCCCACUGCAGCAAAAGACGGUGAUAGGACAAGAGCACCCAAGAGACACCCCAGUUCCUGAUGAAAAUCUUGUGAGCACUAUUGCGGGGUACAAGGUCCGUUAUGACGAUUUCGGUGUGGUUCUGGAGGAUCGGCAUCAGAGGAAAAGGACCAACGCCGGAAAGUUUGACCUUCAAAGCCAUGAGACGCUGCAAGAUCUUUAUUGGUGGCAUUGCCGACAGGAUAUGAUACAGAGCAUAGUCAGCGGGAAUCCAUUGGUUAUGCCCUAUCGGAAAUGGUCAGACUGUCCUCCUCGCGCACCUCUCGGCCGCAUUGAUGCCCUCUAUGGCUCGCAUGACCAUAUCAUACUGCUUAUUGCUCGCAUCGCGGAUUUCAUUGUACGCGACCGGGAACGCAAGAUCAAGCAAGUUGAAGCAAACGGCGGACAUUGGAUACCUACCCCUGGGGUGCCAGGCCUGGGUGCUAUGGGACCUCCACCUACUCACGCCCAGGGCCCGCGAGGGCCUCCUUCUAUCCCUUCAGUGCCUAUGGGCCCGCCGCCGCAUAUGCAAACCAUGGGCCCUCCUCCCGGAUGGAAAGGUCCGCCGCCGCCUGGCUGGAGGGGAGGACCACCUCCAGGCUUCCAGAGUCCUCCACCAUCAGCGUCUCAAGGUCCUGCGUCCGCAACUCAAGGUCACCCAUCAGGCUGGACAGGCCCUCCACCACCCGGUCGCAAAGGCCCUCCUCCAUCAUCAGGACUUCCAGCACAAUCGCCCAACUUUCCCGGUCCCGCCAAUCAAUCGCAGGGUUCAACGCCGCAAGAAACUCGCGGCCCUUCCGCAUCAGCGGCAGGCCCCGGAUUCUACGGCAUGGCGCCUUCACGACCUCCUGGACCUCUUCCAUCCAGCUACGCCAAUCCCAACAGAAGCGCGUCCAAGUCCCCGCCCGAUCCACCGGGAGACUCGCAUGCCCAAUUCUCCGACCUCGCCGCGGCAUACCAAGCCGCCCUCGAGGAAUGGAACAGCAUCUCGCACGCUCACGCCACUGUUGCCUCCCUCCUCUCCAGCAACCCCGCCUUCGCUCCCCUGACAGCAGACCUGUAUCCCGCGACCACCCCGGGCGGCACUCCAGCAACGACGCCGUUUGGGCCCGCCCUCAUCUAUAGAAGCUACGACAUCAGCAUUCUCUGGACGUUGCUUCAUCUCGCUCAGAUUCUCCUGCUGCGGUCUCACCCGGGCAUGCCUCCUGCGGCCAUGGUUGCAGCCGCCGUCGGCGCGGCAGCCACGCAGCCUUAUGCCAUGCUUAUCGGAAGAAUCGUUGCGGGACUGCCCCUGUCCCCUUCCUUUCCGGCUUCCUCUCUGGGUUCCUCAACAGAGCAAGCUCCCGCACUCACGCCGGCACUCGGCGCAGCCCACAUAGAGUCGUGCAUCAGUUUGUUCUUCGCGGGUGUGCAGUACCAGGAUCCGGCACAGAGGGAAUGGCUAAUCACCCGGCUUCUGGAGAUCGACAAGCGCACAGGUUGGGCGAGUGCGAAUGUGAUUGCCAGGAGCUGCGAGACAGCGUGGGAGAAGGCAGGAGAGGCGGGAAGGGGACCGCCGUAUGUGGAGAGGAGGACGAGGAGGUUCGGAGAGGAGGCUGGAGGGGCCGGUCAGAGGAAGGGGAAGGGGGAGGAGAGGGCAGGGCACAAGGGUGGAUCGGGACAGCUACUCAGGGAGCGCGGCCAACAACAGCAUCAUCACAAACCCCAGAAGCCACCAGAUAUCCACCAUGCGGAGGAGUGGGACGAGGGCGAGCGCCGCUAUGUGGUUCGCCAUCGGGCUGGGUUUGUGCCAUGGGCCAUGAAUCUGCUGGCGGACGAGCGGGACAUUCGCGUGAGGAUGGAGAGUGUGGCUUUGGUUGAUAAUGAGGAAAGUGGAAAGACGAGGGAAGAUGGCGGGCCGUGAGGAAACGGGUCAGGGGUUAGGGCUGCGGUUCCAGGUCAUGGCUUCGGACCUUGAAUUUUUGGUUGCUGCAUCGUCGAUGAUAGCGUGGCGCUGUUCGGUUUGUCUUCGCUCCUCCUGUCCCUUUGAUCAUCUUGAUGACGAGUGUGCUUGGCAUGCUUGCCGGAAAGUAUUUGUAGUGUCCAAAUCAUGUGCGAUAUUCUAGCCAAGAUUCAAGGCUACAUCUAGGGUACCUGCAAUGGCUCGCAAUGUUGAACCUUCGAUUUCGCAGCCGAGGAUCCGUGAACCUCACUCUAUACGUAACUAUAGAGAAGGACAAAUACAUAUAUAUUAACUAGUAGA
Molecule: messenger RNA, 4393 nt
Organism: Westerdykella ornata
Lineage: Eukaryota; Fungi; Ascomycota; Dothideomycetes; Pleosporales; Sporormiaceae
Exons: 5
Coding region: 386-4054 (1222 amino acids)
Biological process (GO): positive regulation of transcription by RNA polymerase II
Cellular component (GO): nucleus
Molecular function (GO): DNA-binding transcription factor activity, RNA polymerase II-specific; transcription cis-regulatory region binding; zinc ion binding
Source: RefSeq, a predicted model, not a curated record